AUGACCCUCGCUGGCCCGGGACCAGUUGUGGCGGGGUGCUUCCCAAAGACCACCAUUCCUUUUCCGUUGUCCCGCAGAGACCUGGUUCCUAAGAGGCGCAAGUCGCUUGCAACCAGAUGGACUGGGAAGAGCAUCCCCAAGUUCAGAAUUUUCAGCUCAGCUUCGGACUCGGCUCCAAUAUCCAACGAGUGCGCUCCAGUUGGAGAGGAUCCCGAAUCUACCCAGCUGUUUGAGGUGUGGACUAAUUUUCAGUGGAAAAUGCUCCCUGUUUUAAUGACCUGUUGUAGCGUGGGUUUUUUUUAUUCGAGUUUACAAUACGAUCCGUGGGUCCUCGGUUAGAUGCAAACCCAAUAUAGGACGUUCCUAGAGAUGAUUGGAUGAUUAACAAUGGGGUUCAGAUGCUUUCCUGAUGGAUCAAAAUCUUUAGCGGAUGCUUAUAAAUACUACAAGUCUUUAGAAUCUUAGAAGUUUUUAGCGGAUGUCUGUUCUGAAUGAAACAUUAUCAUGCUAAGUAUAGCCAUUUAGGAAUCAUUAGCAAAGUGGAUGGCUGUACGUAGCCAACCUCCCUUGUCUGUUGGCAAGUUGACAGGCUUCAAGAGAAUUCAUUCCUUAAGCAUGUCUAGAGGCCUUUUUACAAGUUUCCAGGCGUUUAUGGACGUCAAUACGCGAUUUACCUCGCUAAUUUUCAUGUUCAUUAAUCAAACCUUUUGUAUAUCGACCGUUUUGCUUGAGCAUGCACCGUAUCACUGCAUGUUAACAUGAAAAAAAGAGUGUGCAAAGAUUUGCUGAUGUUUUAUCCGUUGCUAUUAUUAAUGUUUUAUUUUGGUCUUUAGUUGUGGAUCAAGUAUGGAAUAAUUUAAACAUGUAUGCAGAAGCUGAAAAAUGCAGAGAGAGAACGCAUCAACAGAUUAGAAGACUUCGAAAGAAAGGCUGAUAUGCAGUUGGAGAGACAGCUUGUUUUGGCUUCAUCUUGGAGUAGAUCAUUGCUGAAAUUUCAAGGGAAAUUGAAAGGAACCGAGUGGGAUCCAGAAAAUUCACAUAAAAUCGACUAUAGUGAAUUUUGGAGGCUCCUUAAUUCGAAUAAUGUUCAGUUCAUGGAGUAUUCAAAUUUUGGUCAAACUGUCUCUGGUAAGUCUUUUAUACUCUUAUUUAAGUUUCUUAUCUUGGAAUAUCAUACCAGCUUCUAAUGUUUAAUGGAAGUACUGAAUCAUUUUCACAUUCACAACCACCGGACAUUACAAUCAAGCUAUUGCUGAGGAUGCCUAUCGUCUGGUAAAAAUUAUAUCACUGUUUCCCCCAGGAAAGGAAUCUAGGGUAGUUGCCGUACACAAAUUAAUACAAAUGCCUGCAAGUGAGAGAGCGCAUUGAAAAUGAGAGGUGGGGUUUGAAGACGGGAAUUGAAACAUCUAAAUGGAUUCCCAUUGUCAGUUUUGGUACAGAUCACAUACUUCGUGAGACCGAAUCACUUUUUCCUUAUCCCCAUAUUGUCUUUAUCAGUUUUUGCAUCUUAAAUACCUCUAGGUGAAUGUGGGCAAUACUCCUGAAACUGAUCCUGCUGGAUUUCUGCUGGGCAAACUGAAAGGUAUAGACUCCUAUUGAUACUGACAAAUCCUUUCCCAUAUGACUUGAUGAUGUUAGUCCCAUCGCCAGUUAGACUAUAGUUAUUGUUCAACAGAGAUGUGACAACUAAGACGGAUUCAGAACUGCGGCUUUGAAGAAAUGCAGCUAAAGUUCUAUUUUUAUCAUAAAGUUAACAUCUAAACACAGCUAAAUACAGAGGCUUAUAAAGUUAACGUGCAACCUUGCUGGAAUAGUAGAAAAAAUUCUUCGGAUUCUCUUUUCUGGCAGAUUCUUCCGGAAUAGUAGAAAAACUGCCUUGAACUUACAUCAUUGAUGACUUAUCCUAUCCUCUUUACUUCUGCAUUGGUGUCUUCAGUAAUUGAGUUAUCUAUGAAAAUUCUAUCAUUUUUGGCGCUCAAUCCUCUAAAAUAAUCAUCAAAUUCAUAAUCCAUGUCCAUAUUGAAGGAGAAAUCACCACGUCAUCCACGUCAUAUGAGUCUUAUGCCAUUGAUUUGGGUGCGGCUAGAGCUAAUGUAGGGUUCAAUAAUUUGAAUAAGUCUCCCGAUCAAUUACCUACCUGAUAUCUAUCCUCUACAAUUGAAUCACCUGAUAAUGUUAGCUUUUUAUUGGAGUGUCAGUCAAAUCCCUUAGCAUCGUUCAAUGUCUCUGUGAAUUUCAAAGAGAGAUUUUAAGUAAACACAAGUUUAUAGUGAGAAGUGGCUGCAGAACAGUUCUGUUGAUCUCACUCUCCUUCAAAUUCAUUGAAAAAUGGUAAAGGUAAUUUAAUGAGAUAAUUUUUUUUGUUUAAUUCCUGGAAUUUCCAAUGAAUAAUUUUUCUUGUUCAAUAGUCUUAUAUCAUUUUACAUUAAUUUAAAUAACGCUUCCUUCUGUUGGAGAACUAUUUGUAACAAAAGAAUUAGGCUAUAAUGUUGAUGGGAUAGAAGAUGGAAAAUAUGAUAUAUUAUUGAAGAAUAAUCAAUAUUCUCAUAGUAAGGUUUGGUAUUAGAAUUCUAUUGAGAAAUUCAAUAAUUUAUGACCAGUGAUAAAUCAAUGUGAGUAAAUCUACAUAAUUCAGAAAUACAAAUCGGAUCAGAUAAAGCUAAUACAGAAAUCUUAGAGGUAGACUUGCAGGAUGGACAUGUAAACUUCGUUAUGGGGAGGAAAACUAGUGCUACGAGAGACUAAACUAUCUAGCCUCCCAAUCUAUUUUGUCUAAUUUUGAAUCUCCUUAUCACUGGUCUUCACAACCAGAAUGGGAGAACGUGAGGGAGGGGAACAUAAUCCGUAAUUUUCUCCCCCACUGAGGGGGGACAAUGAUUUUGGGGGGAAGUAAGGAUACUCUGGAACCGGAGAAACUUUAUGUGAUAAUGGAAAAAAAAUGAGAAAGAAUAAAUACCUAUCUUAAACUGCAGAUGCUGUGCAACAUUUUACUUCCUUGUAAGAAGAAACACACAGCUUUUUGUUCUCUCCUCUUCAUCCGAAGGCCUCAUUUCGCUCCAUGGAAGGCUAACAUACAGGGCAAAGGGUGAAAAGAGCAUUAUCCAGGAAGAGUGGAUUGGUUGAACCUGGAAGAAUUUUAUCUCCCCUCUUUACGAUGUGUAUUAUGUUGUCUGAAAAUGAUGAUAUAGCUGUAUCCAUUGGCAGUGGUAAUCAGAUAAGAAUAGACCCAUGUUCGUAAGUAAAAAAGUGAAACUAUGGUUAGAAAGAUAAAACUUCUCCGGUCAUAGCCAAUUAAUUCUGAGUUGUUUGUCCUAAGGGCAUUAUGAUGUCAUUAACACGCCUUCCUAUUUAUGCAGUGAUAUUACCGUAUUACAAAGACGAAACGAAAGAAGGGUCUGUGGGUUCUGGCAGGGAAAUUAUUUUCCGUCGCCAUAUUGUUGAUCGAAUGCCAAUUGAUUGCUGGAAUGAUGUUUGGCAGAAGCUACAUCAACAGCUCAUACACGUUGAUGUUAUUAAUGUUAAUUCAGUGCCUGCUGAAGUAUACUCCACAAUUGCGACUGCUGUUAUCUGGUCUAUGCGCUUUGCAAUAUCAAUUGCUUUGUACCUCUGGAUUGAUAACUGGGCGAGGCCUAUCUAUUCUAAGUUGAUUCCCUGUGAUCUGGGUGUUCCUGAGAAAAAAGCUAGGACGCCUUUGAAACGCCGCGCACUUGGAUCUUUGGGAAAGUCCCGGUGAGUGGUGGAUUUUGAGACUUUGUCAUUCUUGACUUCCACAUUAAUUUUUCAAUCCUAGCUAAUUCUGUUUCUGGUAGGUUUUGAAUCAAAUCGUUCAGUCAUCGCAAUGCUAUAAGAUCCGUUUUUCUAUACAUUUUUCGUGUGACCGUUCAUCAUGCAAGGUGGAAUUAGCUAUUGCAAUUGGAGUUGAUUAAUAUACAUGGCAUAGGCAUUGUCUGAUUACGGGAAUGAAGAAGAAGAAUGUGCAGAAAUCUUCCUAAUUAGGUUGAUUCUGCUUAUCCAAUCAGCUAAUUUAGAUUGGGGUUGGCUGAUCAUCUUCAUCUUGUCAUAACUUAACUUGCUGACCACUCAAAGCAAUUUAAUUUCCUUUAUUUUUAUGGAAUCUCCAUAACACUUGUGUUAUAUGUUACCAAACUUUCUAUUCUGUGACUCAAUUCUUCUAGGUUACCCUUGAAUUGAAAUUCGGUUCUGUUAUGGUACCCUUGAAAAUUGAUUCAGGGAAGUUUGUCUUAGACUUACUUUUCAACUCACAAGAUGGUCCACAGUUAAAUUUUUUCUCUUAGUACAAUAUUUAGCCCUUUAAAUUGGUGUAGAAAUACUGUAUGAUAAUAGAUCUAUCGCCUUGGGUCCUGUUUUGGUUAAUGUUCAAGCCUUGAAAGUGGGAUUCAAGGCUGAUUCGGAGAGGAAUGAGGUUUGUUACUCUGCACUGUAACUCACCUUCCCGUCUAUAUCUGACUCGAGUUAGUUUAAAAAUUACAGAUCUGGUUCAUAUGGCAAUGCGUUGAUCCAUUUACGUCGUUCAUAUCAUUCAUUUAUCAUGUAUGUGUUCUUUUUGACAUCUGCUAAAUUACCACUAUUACCUCUGGCAUGCAUUUCACUGGUUUUUCUGAAUAUAUGAUUUAUUCUGGGGGAUUUACGUUACUCUUCUUCCUAAUCGGUUUUUACUUUGGUACUUAGUUCAAUUAUGACGCUUAUACGGAGGGCCAAUCCCUUGAUGUUUUGUGGUAACAGGGCAAAAUUCAUAUCAGCAGAAGAAACUACGGGUGUCACAUUUGAUGAUUUUGCAGGCCAAGAGUAUAUAAAGAGAGAACUGCAAGAGAUAGUGCGGAUCCUUAAAAAUGAUGAGGAAUUUCAAGAUAAAGGCAUCUACUGCCCUAAAGGAGUCCUCCUUCAUGGGCCACCUGGCACAGGAAAAACCCUACUUGCUAAAGCUAUUGCUGGAGAGGCUGGGCUUCCUUUCUUUGCAGCAAAUGGAACUGAUUUUGUGGAGGUGAAGCUGAGAUUCUUUUUAAAUAUUCCUUUAUAUGAUUUAAAAUCUAUGAAAGAAUGGUGCAUGGAAUGUAUGGACCUUGUGACAUUCGGGAGUAAGACGUGUUUUAUUUGGUCGAACAACAGUAAUGUUGAUCGAUCCCAAAUAUUUCAUUUUCCUUGGGCACGGUAAUAUACUAUCAUUUGUAGGUCCUGUGACUUAGCUGUUUAUGAUUAUGUUCUGCAUAAUAUGUUUUCUGGUUGAAUAUCAAUCGAGAACGGAUCUAAUUUUUGAUGGUUCAUGGAAUCUGGGAAGGUUAUCAUGAUUAUUUCCAAAGUACAGUAUUCAUUCAUGUCAAACGAGGUUCUUCUGUGGUUAGAGCACUAUAUGGAGCCUCUGUGUCGCAUUUGUGAAAUUUCUUCAUCUACAAUCUUGCCUCUGCGUGUACUUUUUAUACCCUUUAUUGUUUUAGCUUUGCUUCAUAGAAAAUGGGAGGUUAAUCCUUCAUUUGGGUUAAUAUCACUUUGACAUCUCACACAUGAAUCUCCAGAUGUUUGUAGGUGUUGCAGCCGCACGAGUUAAGGAUCUUUUUUCAAGCGCUAGAUCAUUUUCACCGUCAAUAAUAUUUAUUGAUGAGAUUGAUGCAAUUGGUAGCAAGCGUGGUGGUCCUGAUGUUGGUGGGGUGAGAUCUAUUCUGGUUUUUCGUAGUUCUCAUUAUUCUUCGAGUCCAUAACUAGAAAGUGUACAAGAUGAAGGUCCAUGUAUGGAUUUGUUCGGUUGGGAUUUUCUUUUGAUUUUAUUGGUUCUCAUCGUGUUGAAGUGCUCAAUGAUGUAUUGACAUUAAGUUUUCAUGGCCAUGAAUGAGAAUUCUCUAAGAUUAUGUUUUCAUUAUAAUUCUUCUUUUCCUUUAGAAGUCUACUAAUUUUUUCAUUCCGUUGAAAAGAUUUAUCUUGAAUAAUAUCAGAUAGUUCACUCCAUUAACCAAAAAUCUUUCAACCGUAUGUAUCACAGGGUGGUGCUGAAAGGGAGCAAGGUCUGCUUCAGAUAUUGACCGAGAUGGAUGGAUUCAAGGAAUUUACAUCACAGGUAUAAUUUGGCAUGUUAGUUAUUCGAGUUACGAUCAAGGACUUAUGAUAGUCACACUGCUAAAAUCAGCUUUUCAGGUAUUAGUGAUUGGUGCAACUAAUAGAUUGGACAUACUGGACCCUGCUCUUUUGAGAAAGGGGCGCUUUGACAAAAUUAUCAGGGUUGGCUUGCCAUCAAAAGAUGGUAGACUGGCCAUAUUACAGGUCUGUUCCCGUCUAAUUUGAGUUGCCAUUUACAGAAAUUUUCUUAUGUUGUCAUGUUACUCUCCUGACAGCCCAACUAUGUGAUAGGUACAUGCAAGGAACAAGUUUUUCCAGUCUGAAAAGGAAAAGGAUAUUCUUCUUCAGGAGAUUGCAGAGCUGACAGUAGACUUCACGGGUGCUGAGCUUCAGAACAUACUGUAGCUGCCAAGACUUAACUUUCUAAUUAUUCGUUUCGUUCUUCAGUAGCUGUUCUUUUGAUGAUUUUUUGACCGGUUGGCAGGAACGAGGCUGGAAUUUUGACUGCUCGGAAGGAUCAGGACUACAUUGGACGGGAAGAAUUAUUGGAAGCGUUGAAGAGGGUAGAAAUUUGCAUCAUGCCAUUUAAAGCAUCAAGGAAAUGCUUCCUCUAAUCUUGACUAGAAUAUAGUUUAAACUAAAACUCCACUCUUCUACACUAUACAGCAAAAAGGUACUUUUGAAACUGGUCAAGAAGACAGUACCGAAAUUCCUCAUGAGCUGAACCUGAGGAUGGCAUACAGAGAGGCAGCUGUGGCUGUUCUUGCAUGUUACUAUCCAGAUCCUCAUCGUCCUUUUGUUGAGGUCCAUAAAGAAAACUGUCCACAUUGAACUUGGUCUUCUGGAUAUUUUUUUUAUGAUGAUUCACUUUCCUCAAGGGUUGAUUAGUAAACUGAAAAACCAAUGUUUGUUACAGACAGAUAUAAAUGCCAUUCGUAGCAAGCCAAAUAUGCGUUAUGCAGAAACAUCUGGAAAAGCCUUCUUGAGGAAAUCAGAUUACGUUUCUUCUAUUGUGCGAGCAUGUGCACGUAAGUUGAAUCAUUUUGCCUCUUUCACCUGUUUAUUCGGAAAUUUACGGCAUGUCGCUUCUAGAUCAAAUCCAUAGGAGUCAUUUCCUGACAUCCUUUAUUGUCCAAUUACAUAUGCUUUGUACUAGACAAGGGGAACCAUAGAAUUCGAAUUGGAAGCAAUGUAUUGUCUUCCCUCAUAGAAGACCUUGGGCAAGAGUAGAAGACUUAUUGGCUGAAAUUUUGAUCCUUAUUCUCAUAGUUUUUCUUCUGAAAAAGAAGUGAUAAUUAUGGAUAUUCACUUCCCUCCACAUCAAAUAAUAGUGAUCAUUUAUUUUCUUUGAAUAGAGCACACUGCAGGCACUCUGAUGCACUGAGUACAUAAUUUUAUGUCAUUAUCCAAUAGCUUUUGAUUAGUAAUGAGUGCAUCAGCCUUUUGAAAUCAUUCUUUGAAUUCACAAUAACUCAGCAACGUGAACAAAGUUAUUGUUUCUUAUACUUGAAGAGGGCUCUUGAGAAUCUAUUGGAGGUCAUUAUUGAACAUUUUUAUGUUUCUUACUAUCUUAAGCCUUUGGUUACUAAUAUAUAUAUCGAUUUACCUCCCAUCUCCGAAAAGAAAAAAAGAUUCUAGCCUGCAAAAAGGAAGCCUGUAAAGAGAUGUGGUUUCGUUCAUUGUUGUGAUUAUGGAUGUGUUGCCUUGCUGUUAUAUACACGAUCUACAAAUGUAUCACAUUGAAUAGCGUCGGGAACUCAAGAGAAAAUUACUAGAGAUACUGGUUACUUUCGAGAGAAAUCAUUACUCCCUUUUAAAUGCUUUAAUAAGCUGUGCAUGCCCAAACUCUUCCCAAAGAUCCUACCAAAUGGGUGAAUAUACAGAAACCAUAAAUACUUUGAAUAUCUGGUUCGUCCAGCUGCUGGCAGAAGGAAACUUUUAUUUGGGCUUCGAAUUCUUAGCUCCAAAAUAUCAAUCCAGUCAUUGGAAUUUUGUGAUUGUGCCAUUAGUUUCAACUUAUUGGUUCCACAAAAUUUCUGUCCCAUUAUUUGCGGUUAGAUUAUUUUCAUUUAUGAUGCAUCUGCUAAUUACCUAAAUUGACAGCAAGAGUGAUUGAGGAGGAGAUGUUCGGCAUAGACAACUUGUGUUGGAUAUCUGCGAAGGCCACAUCUGAAGCUUCAAGGCUCACAGAAAUGUUGAUCCUCCAGACGGGAAUGACAGCGUUUGGGAAAACAUUUUAUAGAACUCAAAGUGAUCUAGUACCAAAUGUAUGUUAAGCCUUUAACUACAUCACACCUCAUUCAUGCUCGGAUUUGAUUCUGCAAAUAAGUAUCUUUAUAUGCAUCGUGAGAACUUGUGUGAAUUUACAGCUUGCACCGAAGUUGGAGGCACUUCGAGAAGAAUACAUGCGUUUUGCUGUCGAAAAAUGUGCAUCGGUGCUGAGGGAGUAUCGCUCAGCAGUGGAGACCAUUACUAGUAGAGAAUCCUGCUUCCUCUUUGUUCACUUUUUUUCUUAAUUUAGUUCAAAAUUUUCUUGAAUUAUCAUUGUCUGGCAUACAACUAGGAUGUCUAUUCUGUAUGUGAUGAGACCUCACUUUCUGGCAUCGGUUCAUGACAUUUAAUGACGAUAUAGAUAAUACAAUCUAUGUUCCCUCGACUUUCAGAUAUUUUGCUCGAGAGAGGGGAGAUUAAGGCAGAGAAAAUUUGGGAAGUCUACAAGAAGGCCCCGCGAAUUCCUCAGGUAAAAUGAGCUAAUGUUUUUCAAUAAGAUUAUCAACAUUUCUUCUAUAAAAUGUUAGACCUAAUUAUUGUAUCCCACUGUCCUUUAUCGAAUUUAUGCUCAUUGUCAUAUUAUGCUCUUCAUAUGCUUGGUGCCGGUGAGGCCUAUUUUAUCAUACAUAUCUCUCUCCAAUGCCAAACCACAAGUUGUGGGAUUUCUGAAGUAGGCAUCCACCAAGGUUUUUACAGAAUUCCACUACAUGUUGGUCCUUAAUUGGUCACAUUUGACUGCUUUAUAUUAGACACUUAAAAAACCAGUCCAUUCAGUUCCUUUGAAUAGUUCUAUUGAUUUGGUCCCAAUUUUUCUGGUGGCACUUGGCCAAACAGUCAUCUAUCAAAUACAUGUGACCAUGCCCAAUUCAUCAAUGCCCAAUGCAUGUGACUUCAACUUGUUUGCUCAUUGUUGCAGGCACCUGUGCACCCUGUUGAUGAGUAUGGCGCGCUUGUUUAUGCUGGAAGAUGGGGGAUUCAUGGGGUUUCCCUGCCCGGAAGGCUAACUUUUGCCCCAGGGAAUGUGGGCUUCUUUACGUUUGGCGCUCCCCGACCAAUGGAGGUUAGCAGCUUAGUAUCCUGAUUGGUUUGUGCUGGGUUCAAGCUCUUCCAUGCUGCAGCUAAUGCCUGCGAGGGUGUUGUCUAUGUGCAGACCCAGAUUAUCAGCGAUGAAGCUUGGAAGCUGGUUGACAACAUUUGGGAAAAACGAGUGCAGGAAAUCGACGAAGAGGUUUCUAUACAGAUCGAAGAAGAGACAGAAAAACCGCAACUCUUGCUGGCCGACCACAUCCUCUGA
Molecule: messenger RNA, 9631 nt
Organism: Spirodela intermedia
Lineage: Eukaryota; Viridiplantae; Streptophyta; Magnoliopsida; Alismatales; Araceae
Source: the annotation of a GenBank genome assembly